This is a messenger RNA of Suillus plorans, 1091 nucleotides long. Its product is annotated as signal recognition particle SRP9 SRP14 subunit. Gene Ontology annotation, biological process: SRP-dependent cotranslational protein targeting to membrane. The transcript is spliced from 3 exons. Lineage: Eukaryota; Fungi; Basidiomycota; Agaricomycetes; Boletales; Suillaceae. The record is from RefSeq and is a predicted model, not a curated record. Gene Ontology annotation, cellular component: signal recognition particle, endoplasmic reticulum targeting. The coding region runs from base 473 to 898 and encodes 141 amino acids. Gene Ontology annotation, molecular function: 7S RNA binding.
ACGACAUCUAAAUUAUGAGUGAGCGGGCGUCUUAUGAGAUGAAUACGACUCACCUAGAGGGUAAAAUGUCAAAAUCUCGGAGACACCAGCAAUGGCACCGGCGGCGAAAUUCGCAACGAAAGGGAGUGCUAUAGUUUAUUCUGUCAGUAAGGUCUCAAGUACGGCGCCUAGUAUGGUACAAGUUGCCUAACUCACGUUUCCGCUGAUCCGUAGCCAUUAUACUUAGUUUUGGUCGAUAAGGAUGAAGUCAAGAAGGAAAAGGGAUCCGUUCAAGAGUUCGGCACAGAAUCGGACGAGAAUCGGACGUAAAACGCGACAGAAUACGGCACGCCCGAACCGUUCAAAAUUCAGGAAUCAGAAUUGCCUCUCUGCUCGUGACCAUUGACAUGUGACAGCGUGACAUUCUGUGACCAAACCUUGCCUUACUGAUGGACUUCAUCAACUUACGAGCACGCGCGUUACUCAUGCGAGGAUGGUAUACAUCGCCUCCUGGCAAGAGUUUCAGGAAGCAGCUGAAAACCUUUACACAAAAUCUCCCAACAAAGUUUUUCUUUUCAACAUCUAUCGCUGUCUGACGCUGAUGAUGUCCCCACAGGCUCGAUAUUGUGUGAAAUGGAGAUCAUCAGAGGGCAAGCUCGUCCUGAAGAUUACAGAUGAUACGACAUGCAUAAAGUUCAAAACUUACUCCUCAAUCUUCCUCAAUCGAUUCGAGGCUCUGAACCUAUCACUAAUGCAGAAAAUGCAAAAUAAACGCCCUACACCAAUCGUACAUGCUCUAGGUGUGCCUGAUACCACUAGGGACGCAGACCAGACGCGCUCGUCGUCUCCGUUCGUUGCACAACCUGCGGGUCCUGCAGCUGGGGGUGUUAAGAAGAAAAAGCCAAAGAAGAAGAAGUAGGAGCAACAUUGCUAUGCGGCUUCUGUGGUUUUAUGGGAGCAUAAUCUCCCGAGGUGGAGCGAACAUGCGCAGUUAUUACCAGAGCGAGACCAUCGUUUAUAGAUCUGAUUUGUCAAUAAGCCGUUGUUCGUUUGAAUGGCGCAAGGCCCCAAUGCCCGAUCGAUCAUGAAAUGUUCAUCACCGCUACCUUGUU